Cotesia glomerata is the source of this 1216-nucleotide messenger RNA. Its product is annotated as serine/threonine-protein kinase fray2-like. Lineage: Eukaryota; Metazoa; Arthropoda; Insecta; Hymenoptera; Braconidae. Gene Ontology annotation, molecular function: RNA binding. The transcript has 5 exons. The coding region runs from base 151 to 1080 and encodes 309 amino acids. The record is from RefSeq and is a predicted model, not a curated record.
UUUUUUUUUUUUUUUUCUAUUUAAAUUGAAUAUAUAUAUAUAUAAAUAAAUAAUUAAAAUAAAACGUUUUGCAUUCAAGGUGUGAGUGUUUUGGUAUGUAUACGUAUAAGUGAAAAUUUUACGGGAGUUAAAAAAAAAUUUUUUUUAAAAAUGUAUAGUAACAUAGACCCUUGGGAGCCUGGUUAUGGGCCACCAUCAGACAGAAGAGGUCAUAACAAUUCAGAGUAUGAGUAUCGUAAUAGUAAAUCACCACCAGAGUUUGGAGAGCUGAGAGAAAUAGAGCAUAGAGAAAGAACCCAUCGGAGUCCAGAUUAUCGAAAUAGUCAUCGACGUGAAAGGGAUAGAGAUCAUGAUCGUUUGCGAGAUAAAAGGGAUCGUAGUCGGGAAGAUCGUGGUGGUGGAGGAGGAAACGGAGGUCUAGUCGGAGGAAGUGAUCGUAGUUACAGAGACAACCGAGAUGAUCGUUAUAAUCGUCAACGAGAAAGGGGAGAUCGGGAUUCAUCAGACCGCGAACGUGAUAGAGAACGUGAUCGUGAUCGUGAUCGUGAUAGGGAUCGUGAUCGGGAUCGGGAUCGUGAUCGUGAUCGUGAACGCGAUCGUGAUCGUGAUCGUGAACGCGAUCGUGAUCGUUCUCGGCGCGAUAGAGACAGAGACAGAGACCGAGAACGAGAACGUGAACGAGAGCGAGAGCGAGAUCGACGUGGUAAACGUACCGAUGAUCGCGAUCGCGAUGACGAUCACAGUAGGGAAAGUUCAGAUAUGAUGAUGAUGAUAAGUGAACAUGACCACGGUCGUUCUUAUGGUUCAUCAUCAAUGGAGGGUGUCCACUACAAGUCACAGACCCCAAACAACACCAUUAUGAUACGUGGGCUCGCCCAGCAUAUCACUGAAAACGACGUGCGGCAAGACAUCCUCAACUGUGGUCUCAUGCCUAAGGACAUAAGGUUAAUCCGGAAAAAAGACACUGGUGCUUCGCGAGGUUUUGCAUUCGUCGAGUUUAAUGCAACACAGGAGGCAACACGAUGGAUGGAGAUGAAACAGGUAGUAACGAGUUCCAGAAUCCAGAUACUAUCCAACUGAUGCUUUUCUCAGACGUGCUUUCAACGCCCAGUGGUGGCAAGGGCACGGGGAUUUUAAUGCUGCAAGAUCAAUAUCGUGCCCUAAUGCAGUAUAGUAUUCCAAAAGAUAUUCAUUCUGAUAAAGCUCCAUCUAAAAA